UUCAUUUGGAGCUUCCUUUUCUUUCUGUCGUUUAUGGAUAUCUAUAUACGGGCGGUCAUCGUUGAAGAUUUCCGUAUUAAUUAUUAAAUGAAGGUGCUAUAAGCGUUGAUUUUAUGAAAAAGCUGUAGGUUAUUAAUUGUUAAAUAAUGAUCUUACUCGAGAUCAAUAAUAGAAUUAUAGAAGAUACUUUAACAGUUAAAUAUAAAAAUGCACUGGCGCGCUUAAAGCCAGAGUCAAUAGAUGUGAAAGUUGCAGAUUUUGAUGGAGUACUCUUCCAUAUAUCUAAUGUGAAUGGAGAUAAAACCAAAGUUAGGGUUAGUAUAUCACUGAAGUUCUACAAGCAGUUAGAAGAACAUGGAGCAGAUGAACUCCUCAAAAGAGUAUAUGGGCCACUCCUCACGGAGGCAGAGUCUGGCUACAAUAUUUCGUUGCUGCUGGACUUGGAGAACAUUCCCGACGACUGGGAGGACGUAGUGAAGAAGGUCGGCCUCCUCAAGAGGAACUGCUUCGCGUCAGUGUUCGAGCGCUACUUCAGGCUCCAGGAAGAUGGUGAUGUCAGCCACAAGCGCGCCGUCAUCAACUACCGACAGGAUGAGACGCUAUACGUGGAAGCGCAAGAGGACCGCGUGACCGUGGUGUUCUCGACGGUGUUCCGGCACGAGGACGACAUGGUCAUCGGCAAAGUGUUCAUGCAGGAGCUCAAGGAGGGCCGGAGAGCGUCCCAUACUGCGCCACAAGUAUUGUUUUCACACAAGGAACCGCCCUUAGAACUAAUGGACACGGACGCGAGAGUAGGCGACAAUAUCAGUUAUGUUACGUUUGUGUUAUUCCCGCGACACACGUGCGCGGCGGCGCGGGACAACACCAUCGACCUGCUGCACAUGUUCCGCGACUACCUGCACUACCACAUCAAGUGCUCCAAGGUGUACGUGCACUCGCGCAUGCGCGCCAAGGCCGGCGACCUGCUCAAGGUGCUCAACCGCGCCCGCCCACAGACCUCCUCGCGCCCCACCGAGCGCAAGACUAUCACGGGAAGAACAUUUGUGAGGCGAGACUGAGUGUUGCGCGGCGGCGGGACGUAGGCGCCGACCGCAGUCUGUCUCCUGUUACGUUACGUUCUCUCGCUAGCGCCGCCACUCGGUGACAUCCUCAGUUCCCAUCCCGCCCGCACACACUCGGACCAUCCGAGUGGACGCGUUACCCACGAAGAAACUCCGACAAUGUGCGUAUUUCAUAUAUCCAACUUUCAAUGAAAUGACAUAUAAGAUAAUUAUUUAUUAAAAAUACAUUGUUUGUUUUCCAAACGUCACAAAGUACUUACUCUUAAAAUCAUCUCGAUGCCAUUUCCAUAAAUUAAAAUUGCCAAAUAAUCACAGUUGUGCUCAACGUUUCGUGUACUGCCCGUCGACGUUUUAUAUUACAAAGAAAUGUGCACAUUGUAUUUAUCAUAACUAUUUAUUGUCAACUCUUCAAGCAUAGCGUUAAAGUCAAUAAAUAAUGUUGCCGUAGUUCUUGUUGAUAACAAAAUUAUGCUUUAUUAUUAUGAGAGUUCUAUUUAUAGCGGUGGCACUGCGACAUCCAAAACUUGGGUUCCUAAAAUGUUUAGUAUACACCCUCAUUACAUUGUUACGCGUUAGAUAUCCGUAGUGUCCAUCGAGAGCGAACUUUUCUUGUAGCUUACGUAAUUUUGUUGUAAGUUAUGACAUUACCAAUCCUCAUAUAGGGUAAAGUGUAUUAUAAAAUCUAGCCUAUACUUAAAGUUUCGGUUGACAAAGUUGUAAAAAUGUAUAUCACUGAAAUAUCGAGACAGGUAACAUGCACAAAACUCGUACGAAUUAUAUUCAAUUAUUAAUUUUUACGCUGCUCCUAUGUUUAGUUUAAUAAUGCUACGCAAUAUAUACGAACAAUAAUUUUAUUAAGAGUUUCACCCUUACGUUUUAGGUAGGUCCGAUUCAAUUAUAAUGUAAGUGAAAAUGUAUAGUAUUUCUCAAUAGAUUCUUCCAUAGUCAAAAAGAGCUCGAAGAAGAAAUCAUAAUGGCCUUAUUUAUGAUGAAGUUGAGUUCAGUUUGCUCUGUUUGAGAAGCCGGCCCUUCGGUUCGAUAGAGUCGCUAGUUUAGAUCACGAUACACUAUGUAUCUAACGUUUAAGUGCAAUUCAUUACACUCCACAUUAUUUUAUUCCAAAUUGCAUUUUUAGUUAUAGACAGAGAAUAAAAACUCUAUAAAAUACAUUUUAGCAAAAAUUCAGUCUUGUUUAAAUUGUUUCCCGUAGCUAAACACUUCUCAUUCGACGCAAGUAUAUAUUGUGUUUGUGGCACAUUUGCACCAACAAUGUAUAAAUUGCUCAAAGGAUCGCGAACACCAAGAGCUAGGAUAUCAGAGUGAACCUAUAGAACAACGUGCAUUAUGGAGUAGAUGCGAUGUCUAGAAUAAGAUACGAUAGUUAAAUGAUUACCUGUGUUUGGAUGAGAUUGUGCUAAAGUUAUAUUGAGUCAUGGACUGAGGUUAGGCUGUCGAAAGUGUAUCGAGUCACUGAAUAACAAUAAAAUUUUAAUAUAAUUCACUAAGUCAGAUAAAUGAAAAGUUAGUGACAUUAAACCUAAAAUUAACUUGAAGGUUCUCAAAGCAUAUUGAAUAUAUGGUUAAGAUGGAAUGUAAUACAAGUAUGUAGAACUAUUUAAUGAAAAAACUUAGCUAACUUGAAUUUAUGUAAUUUUUAUUUGCAAGAUGUAUUAUUUAUGUAUUAUAAAGUGUAAGUUAAAUGUUGCUUUAAAGUUUUUGCUUACAUUGGAAGAUUGUUUUUACUGUCAGUUUUAAUGCGAGAUUAUGUAAACAGCGCAGAAUACCGAAGUUAUUUGUGAAUAUGUAAUUAUUCUUGUGAUUUAAAAUCCGUUUAUACUGUAUUUUUUAUUUUCUAGAUUAAAGAAAACUUACUGCAUUUUAAA
This is a messenger RNA of Helicoverpa armigera (cotton bollworm), 2944 nucleotides long. RefSeq names its product actin-related protein 2/3 complex subunit 2 (gene Arpc2). Gene Ontology annotation, cellular component: actin cytoskeleton; Arp2/3 protein complex. Lineage: Eukaryota; Metazoa; Arthropoda; Insecta; Lepidoptera; Noctuidae. Gene Ontology annotation, biological process: Arp2/3 complex-mediated actin nucleation; actin filament polymerization. Bases 147 to 1058 code for a protein of 303 amino acids. The record is from RefSeq and is a predicted model, not a curated record. Gene Ontology annotation, molecular function: actin filament binding; structural constituent of cytoskeleton. The transcript has 8 exons.